This is a messenger RNA of Maniola jurtina (meadow brown), 1094 nucleotides long. It is a transcript of the gene wgn, whose product is annotated as tumor necrosis factor receptor superfamily member wengen. The coding region runs from base 323 to 946 and encodes 207 amino acids. The transcript has 4 exons. The record is from RefSeq and is a predicted model, not a curated record. NCBI's taxonomy places the organism in Eukaryota, Metazoa, Arthropoda, Insecta, Lepidoptera, Nymphalidae. Gene Ontology annotation, molecular function: protein binding.
AUACAGUUGGGUGCGCGCGCGCUGCCGCGCUUGUUCGCCGUUCGUGAUCAUGAUUCGUGACUCGUGAGUCGAUCUACAGACGCAAUAUAUAGUGAUCGUGUUUGAAGCGUCGCGGCGACCCUUGCGUCUUUAAUAAGUAAAAAGUAAAUAUCAGAAUGCCUUACAAGUAUUAAUGAGGUAAAGUUUUCAUAAAAUUAACUGGAUUAAUAUUUAUGCACAAACGUAUGCCAAUGGAAAGAUGUGACGUGCCAGUGAAAGUCGGAUUUUGUGUUUCAAUUAAGAGAUGAGGACCUGUACGGGACCAUAGCAAUAGCAGAUCUACAUGGUUUUCAGCAUUAAGGUAAUGCGAGGAGAGGUAGCAAAGUGGUGUUUGGUGAUCGCUACCCUGGCGCUCGGGCCCGCAGCGGGUGAGGGCGCGUGUGAGCGGGGGCGCACUUGGUGGCACCGCCAGCGAGGCGCCUGCGUGCCCUGCACUCGCUGCGAUCCGCACCGCUUCGUGGUCAAGUUCCCCUGCGAACUGCACCGCGACACUAUCUGCCAGCCUCUCCGAGAGGUCCGCAUCUGGCCCUUCAACACUGAAAGAGACAAUGAUACCAGUGAACCGGCCAGUGAUUACGAGUAUUACGAGUACUCGGAUUAUAGUGGUGAAGUGAAAGAUGAACUCGAAUGGGAUGUACAGACCUCGACACUGACUGUUGCUGUGAGUGGGUGUGUAGUGUUCUUUGUGGUAGUGCUAACGUUGACGCUAUACCACGCGAAGCAAUGGAGGACGUUGAAAUUAGCGUUAAAGUCAGAUGUACAAGAUUUAUCAGCGAAGCUGAAACUGAUGGAAGCGGGAGCAGAAACGCCGACUGAGCCGGUACCCACCGAACAUCACAUCUACUGCAACAUACACGUAGGCAAAGAUGCUUUAUUAGGUAAGGUCCAACUGCUGGGAAGGGAUUAGGCAACGUGUACACAACUCAUGAGUCAUGAUAAAUAAAUUAUUGAUUUACCAACCACCUUAAACGACGCAAGUACAAAUAAUGAGGAACCUCGCACAUCACCUAGGAAGGAAUUGAAUUAUUUUUGCAAUUAAAAUAUAUAAAUCAAGA